Molecule: messenger RNA, 498 nt
Organism: Botrytis byssoidea
Lineage: Eukaryota; Fungi; Ascomycota; Leotiomycetes; Helotiales; Sclerotiniaceae
Exons: 2
Coding region: 1-498 (165 amino acids)
Molecular function (GO): monooxygenase activity; oxidoreductase activity, acting on paired donors, with incorporation or reduction of molecular oxygen; heme binding
Source: RefSeq, a predicted model, not a curated record
AUGCUAGCUGUGUUCGUCGGCUUCGCUCUUCUAGUGUUCUGGAUCAUCGCAUCAAUCUAUCAAAGCAACGAUUCGGGCUUAAAAGGCAUCCCCAAUGCCCAUUGCUCUGUUCCAUAUUCACGCCUGUGGUUGCUGUCUAUCCGAUGGCGAAAAUUGGAAAACCGUAGCCGAAUUCAUCUCCAUCGUCGUCUCGGUCCAAUCGUUCGACUUGGACCCCGUGAUGUGAGUAUAAACUGCAUCGAUGAGGGAGUUCGCACAAUUUACAGUGCAAAGUUCGAUAAAGACUACAUGACUGGCUUUAUGGUCACGAUGAUAGGUAACGACGAGCACAGAAGGCGUAGACGAAUGCUUGCACAUCCCUAUUCCAAUUCGUACAUUCUCAACUCUCAGACCCUCGACAGUACCAUCUCUUGCGUAUCAAGUCGCCUCAGAGAAAGAAUGGCAAUGUGGGCAAGCACCGGUACUGCUAUCGAUGUCUACCAGCAGGCUAAAUGCUGA